CGUGACUAUCCAUAUUCCCGGUUAAUUGUGACCGCGUUGUAAAUUUUCGAAUUAGGUCUUCUAAUUUCUCAGUGUUCUCUCUCUCUCUCCGACAUCUUCGUUUCUGUUCGAAAUUGCAGUUCUUUCUCUCUCUCUCUCUCUCUCUCUCUCCAAGAUGCCGUCAAUGGCUCCUGGCGGAGCCAAGAACUCCAACCAGAGUAAUAAUCAACUGAACGGUAAAGUAUCCAAUGACGAUCGCAGGGCCGAAUUCUUCGCCAGGAAGCAUAGGAUUGUGCAACAGAGAAAAUCACUACCAAUCGCUUCAGUUGAAAAACGACUUGUGGAGGAGGUCAAGAGUAACAAUAUAUUGAUAAUUGUUGGUGAAACUGGAAGUGGAAAAACAACACAGUUGCCGCAGUUUCUGUUUAAUGCGGGAUUAUGCCAUGAUGGGAAAGUCAUUGGUAUUACACAACCUAGACGUGUCGCAGCUGUUAGUGUUGCAAAACGGGUAGCUGAGGAAUGUGGUGUUCAAUUGGGCCAAAGAGUUGGGUAUUCCAUUAGAUUUGAUGAUACGAUUUCCAGGUCAACAAGGAUUAAAUACAUGACAGAUGGAUUGCUUUUGAGGGAAGCGUUAUUGGACCCAUAUCUCUCUAGAUAUUCAGUUAUUAUUGUUGAUGAGGCUCACGAGAGAACUGUCCACACUGAUGUCUUGCUGGGCUUACUGAAAACUGUACAGAAAGUAAGGUCAGGACCUAUCAAUGAAUGCUCUAAUAUUGACCGUAUGAAGGCUAACAACGGUCUGCUGAUGGAGAAAGAAAAUGAUGCUCAACGUGCUAGUAUUCUCAAGCAGUAUAGGGGCAUAAAGCUGAGUCCAUUGAAGUUAAUCAUCAUGUCUGCUAGUCUGGAUGCACGAGUUUUUUCUGAGUACUUUGGUGGUGCGAGAGCUGUUCAUGUUCAAGGGCGACAGUUUCCUGUGGAUAUACUCUACACUCAUCAUCCUGAGACAGAUUACCUCGAUGCCACUUUAAUAACUUUAUUUCAGAUACAUUUGGAGGAGGGUCCUGGUGAUAUACUUGUAUUCUUGACUGGCCAAGAAGAGAUUGAAUCUGUUGAGAGGCUUGUCCAAGAAAAACUUCGACAGUUGCCAGAAGACAAUCAGAAGGUCAAAGUUUUGUCGAUAUUCUCAUCCCUCCCUUCAGAAAAGCAGAUGCAGGUCUUUAUGCCAGCUCCAACUGGAUUUCGCAAGGUAAUACUGGCAACUAAUAUUGCUGAAACUUCUGUAACAAUACCUGGAAUCAAGUAUGUGAUAGAUCCUGGAUUUGUGAAAGCACGCACCUACUGUGCUCAUACAGGGAUGGAAUCAUUGAUCAUUGUUCCAACCUCAAAAGCACAGGCUCUUCAAAGAAGUGGACGUGCAGGCCGUGAAGUACCCAGAAAAUGCUUCCGCCUCUAUCCUGAGAGUGAAUUUGAGAAACUCAGUGAUUCCACAAUUCCAGAGAUUAGACGGUGCAACCUUUCAAAUGUCAUUUUGCAACUCAAGGCUCUUGGCGUUGAUGAUAUUAUUGGGUUUGACUUCAUGGAAAAACCAUCAAGUGAAGCUGUUGUCAAAUCAUUGGAGUUACUGGUCUUGCUAGGUGCUCUAACAGAGGAAUAUAAAUUGUCAGAUCCUGUUGGGCAUCAAAUGGCCCAGCUACCCUUAGAGCCUAUUUAUUCGAAGGCACUUAUCCUGGCUAGUCAGUUCAAUUGCUUGGAAGAAAUGUUAAUAACUGUUGCAAUGCUCUCAGUGGAAUCUGUAUUUUAUAACCCUCGUGAGAAGUUAGAGGAGGCACGAACUGCAGCGAAGUGCUUCUCAAGUCUAGAGGGAGAUCAUCCGACUUUGAUUGCUGUAUAUCGAGCUUUUGAUGAGUUCUUGGAAAAGAGCAAUCUGGGGAACAGUAGAGAAAAAACUGAAAAAAAUCUUAGAAAAUGGUGCAAGGAAAAUUUCAUCAAUAGCCGUGCCCUAAGGCAUGCUCGUGACAUUCACAGGCAAAUUCAGGGAAAUAUUGAACAAAUGGGUCUAGGUAUUGCAUCUUGUGGAGAUGACAUGCUUCAAUUUCGCCGUUGCCUUGCUGCUGCUUUUUUCCUCAAUGCAGCUUUGAAGCAGCCUGAUGGUACAUACAGGGUUUUGUCAAGUGGUCAGGUGGUGCAGAUCCAUCCUUCUUCUGUAUUUUUCCGGACAAAGCCAGACUGCAUAAUUUUUGAUGAGUUUGUCCGAACUACUCAUAAUUACGUGCGCAAUGUUACUAGAAUUGAUUACUUGUGGUUAGCUGAGCUCGCUCCUCAGUACUAUACCUUGCAAGAGCAGGAGCAGGAGUAGAAUUCACGGCCUUAAUCUUAAGGAUGAUAGGUUGCUGUUUGUUUGGAGGGGACUUGUUGAAUUGCAUUCCAGUACUGGACUCCGAUGGACUGCAAUCUUGAUACAUCCAUUGGGCUAUUGUUGCAAAGAGAGAGCCUGUGAAAGCUUUAUUGAUUUUUAAAAUGUAUUCAAGCUUCGUGUUAUUUGCCUAACGAGCUGAUUUUUUUAAUGAGCCAAAUAUAAGUCAAGUUUGAACUGUUUGGUUUGUUUUGCUUAUAGCAAACCCGGUCUUGCAGGUAGUUGGUCACAUAUUUGAUACACAAUGCCUAAUACUAGCCUAGGGUUGGUCACAUAUUUGAUACGCAAUGCAUAAUACCAGCUUAGAGUUAGGGUUUGGAAUUGUGAUCUUCUUCAUUUCAUAUU
Camellia sinensis is the source of this 2737-nucleotide messenger RNA. The record is from RefSeq and is a predicted model, not a curated record. NCBI's taxonomy places the organism in Eukaryota, Viridiplantae, Streptophyta, Magnoliopsida, Ericales, Theaceae.